GGCAGUAGCACACGCUUCCGCGUUCUCCCCACUCUUUAUUUCCACACUCUUUUUCUCUGUUUUUCUUUGUGUUCAGACGAAGGCUGUGCCACCACCUCUGACAAAAAGUAUGAAACUUCGCGGCACCUAAGAAAAAUUAGACCACAAACAUUCCGACCAGAACAAAAUCUAAUUGCCAGAAAUGGGGUUUCUGUUCCUGCCCAUGAUUCGAUCAGUCCCACAAUUCAUCAGUUUCGCCACCUUUCUUGUCUUUGUGCUUUCUUGCACCACCAGCUUCAUUGCAACAGAAGCGUAUGAUCCACUCGACCCGAACGGAAAUAUCACCAUCAAAUGGGAUAUCAUAAGCUGGACUGCUGAUGGCUAUGUUGCUGCUGUUACACUUUUUAACUUCCAAAAGUAUCGGCACAUUCAGGCACCGGGAUGGUCGCUAGGGUGGACAUGGGCAAAGAAGGAGGUUAUAUGGAACAUGGUGGGAGGACAAGCCACAGAGCAAGGGGAUUGUUCAAGAUUCAAAACAACACUCCCCCAUUGCUGUAAGAAGACUCCUACAGUUGUUGAUCUAUUGCCCGGAACUCCUUACAAUCAACAAUACACAAAUUGUUGCAAAGGAGGGGUACUUAGUUCAUGGGUGCAAGAUCCAGAAAAGGCUGUAGGUUCUUUUCAAAUAAGCGUUGGUCAAGCAGGAACCACAAACAAGACCGUCAGACUGCCUAAAAACUUCACCCUGAACACACCCGGUCCUGGGUAUACUUGUGCUCGUGCCAAAGUCGUCAAACCAACUAAAUUUAUCAGUCCAGAUAAAAGGAGAGUCACUCAAGCUAUGAUGACAUGGAAUGUGACGUGCACAUAUUCGCAAAUACUGGCUCAGAAAACUCCUACAUGUUGUGUCUCACUCUCAUCGUUCUACAAUGACACUAUAGUGCCCUGCCCAAAAUGCUCAUGCGAUUGCCAGAGAAACACAACUCAUCCAGGAAGCUGUGUAGAACCAGAUUCCCCCUACUUGGCUUCAGUUGUCUCAGCCUCCAACAAGAACAGCUACACACCUCUAGUUAGAUGCACUAAGCACAUGUGCCCAAUCCGAGUGCACUGGCAUGUCAAGGUAAACUACAAACAAUACUGGCGAGUGAAGGUUACAGUUACAAACUUCAAUUACAGGAUGAAUUAUUCCGAUUGGAACAUGGUUGUCCAACACCCAAACUUUGACAAUCUGACCCAGAGUUUCAGCUACAACUACAAGUCGAUAACUCCUUAUGCGACAAUAAAUGAUACUGGCAUGUUAUGGGGAAUUAAGUUCUACAAUGAUAUUCUGAUGCAAGCUGGGCCUCUUGGUAAUGUACAGUCAGAGCUGCUUUUCCGAAAGGAUGAAGCAACUUUUACAUUUGAUAAGGGUUGGGCGUUCCCUCGAAGGGUCUAUUUCAAUGGUGAUAACUGUGUGAUGCCACCUCCAGAUGCCUAUCCAUGGUUGCCAAAUUCUGGUUUCCGGCAGUAUGUCUCUCUGCUCACUCUAAUCAUGACUUGUCUAUCGACCAUUGCAGUCAUGUAUGCUUAUGCUUAAUCUAAGCUCGAAAAUGUUCCGAUCAAUGAUUUUCAAAGGGUAUAGUUUAGAUAGGAAUAUAUGGAAGCCACUAGAUGUUCUGAUGCGUUAUGAUCAGUGUUCCCGGCAUGAAAUUAGAUGGAGUCAAAUGUGCUGCUGAUGUUCAUUUUUUGUAUUACUGUAAAGGGUAGGUUGCUUCUGGCUUGUGUUGUAUGAAUGUUCAUAUCGCCAGACCCUCUUGCUUGUAGAGUUACCAGAUUAUGUAGUCAUGAUGGUAAAUCCGAAACGAGCAAUAAAAUCUGAUGAGUUUAUCUGUU
Molecule: messenger RNA, 1851 nt
Organism: Pyrus x bretschneideri (Chinese white pear)
Lineage: Eukaryota; Viridiplantae; Streptophyta; Magnoliopsida; Rosales; Rosaceae
Product: COBRA-like protein 1
Exons: 6
Coding region: 182-1555 (457 amino acids)
Biological process (GO): plant-type cell wall cellulose biosynthetic process; cellulose microfibril organization
Cellular component (GO): plasma membrane
Source: RefSeq, a predicted model, not a curated record